CCAGUCAAACCCUGUGAAAACAUAUAGAGAGAAACAUAUCAGCUCUCUGGAAUAAAAGUUUUUCCUAUAGUUUUUUCGAAAACAAAAGUGAAAACAAAAAAAGUUGAAGCAGAAAAUUGACUAGCUAUGGCCGAGGAGAAUGGCCUGUUUGGUGCCAUUUUGAUAUUCGGUCUGAUUGUUGUGGGAUAUAUAUUUUGUCAUUGUUAUCAGAAGCUGAAGAAUCGCGUGUGCGGCAACAAGAAUGUGCGCAUGGAUCAAAAUGCGGCGCCAGAGUUGCCACCGUUUCCGUUCACCAAGAUGACAGAAAAACAGCUGCUCGACUACGAUGGCAGUCGCAGCGACGGACGCAUCCUGAUCGCCUUCAAGGGCAAGAUCUAUGAUGUGUCCACCGGCCUGGAGGAGUUCAGUCCCCAGGGCGUCUUGGGCUGCGUGGCGGGACGAAACUUUUCCGAGUAUCUGGCGCGCACGCUGCAGCCGCGCGAAACCAAAGUCGACUAUAUAGCACGCUGGGAUAAGCUGCUCAGUAAGAACUAUCCCAUGGUGGGCGUACUCGCGGGCGAGAAGGAGGAGGAGGAGGAGGAUAAUAAAGGAACUGAGAACGAGGAGGAGAUCGAGGCUAAUAAAGAGACUGUCACGGAGCAGGAGAAGCAGCAGGAGGAGGAGGACUUGGUGGGCAUCAUGGAUGAGCCCAACGAUAGCACCGAUGUCCAACUGGGCGACUGUCCGUUCGAAGCUGAAGCGGAAAUGUCUGUGAUUGCCGCGAAGCAAACCAGCGAAAUGUUGGAGGAUGAACUGCCUCCGAUACUUGCCGCAGGUCUGGCUGAGAAAUCGUUGUAAAAUUUGUUCUGUUUCAAAUGUUUUUAAAUUCUUAUUCGUUUUUGUCGUUCAAAUAAUACACACAAGUUGCUAAGUGUUUCCGA
Messenger RNA from Drosophila montana, 920 nucleotides. RefSeq names its product tetleys-cup (gene t-cup). The transcript has a single exon. NCBI's taxonomy places the organism in Eukaryota, Metazoa, Arthropoda, Insecta, Diptera, Drosophilidae. Bases 127 to 837 code for a protein of 236 amino acids. The record is from RefSeq and is a predicted model, not a curated record. Gene Ontology annotation, cellular component: endomembrane system; membrane.